Molecule: messenger RNA, 585 nt
Organism: Coffea eugenioides
Lineage: Eukaryota; Viridiplantae; Streptophyta; Magnoliopsida; Gentianales; Rubiaceae
Product: eukaryotic translation initiation factor 3 subunit F-like
Exons: 2
Coding region: 1-585 (194 amino acids)
Source: RefSeq, a predicted model, not a curated record
AUGGAGGGCACUCAUAGUGGUCGAGGCCGUGGACGCGGGAGUAGACAACCCACGUCUGAAAGGGGCAUUGGGGAAACCUCGUCUGGACCAAACCUUGAACUUAAGGUUGAUCCCAAUGUCCAAAUAGCUGCUGCCAUGCAGCAAAUGACUGACUUGCUAGCCCAGGAAAGGAAAGAAGACGAAUUUAUUCAGCUUCGCCAGGGGACUCAGACCGUAGCUGAGUACGAAAGCCAAUUCACUCGCCUAUCCAAAUCUGCCCCCGAGCUAGUCAUGACCGAACAACGAAGGAUAAGGCGCUUUGUCCAGGGCUUGAACGUAGAAAUCCAGAAGGACCUCGCUGUGGCCCAAAUUAACACUUUUAGUGAGGCCGUGGAGAAGGCUCAACAAGUGGAAAGCGCCAAGCUCCAAGUGAGGAACUUUCAAGCUAAGAAGCGAGGAUUUCCUGGUAGUAGCUCAGGGCAGGGGGAUAAGAGUACCCCUCCCAAGUUUGGACGGGGAGCCGGAGGUGGAAGGCAGUCGGGAGUAUCGAGAGGGGCUCAGUCAAGAGGUGGCCAAGCUGGGCGAGGCCAAAGAGGAAAUUUCUAG